This is a messenger RNA of Ilyonectria robusta, 2455 nucleotides long. RefSeq names its product PIN domain-like protein. The coding region runs from base 138 to 2369 and encodes 743 amino acids. Gene Ontology annotation, cellular component: nucleus. Lineage: Eukaryota; Fungi; Ascomycota; Sordariomycetes; Hypocreales; Nectriaceae. Gene Ontology annotation, biological process: DNA double-strand break processing; mismatch repair; DNA recombination. Gene Ontology annotation, molecular function: 5'-flap endonuclease activity; DNA binding; 5'-3' DNA exonuclease activity. The record is from RefSeq and is a predicted model, not a curated record. The transcript is spliced from 3 exons.
GGCCCCAUGCGCCAUUGUUGACACAUGCACUUGCAAACUUGCCCGGCAUAGCCCUUUUCGGAUCCGUCUCGAGGGGCUGCAGGCCAGGGACUUGAAGAACUACCCUCUGAACGUCGCUGAGGCGAUCUCGCUUCAAGAUGGGUGUAUCUGGCCUUCUCCCACUCCUCAAGUCGAUCCAGAAGCCUGCAGAGCUUAAAAACUAUGCCGGUCAGACCCUCGGCGUCGACGCGUAUGGGUGGCUCCAUCGUGCCGCCUACUCAUGUGCUCUCGAGCUUGGACAGGACAAGCCAACCAACAAGUACAUAACUUCCGCCAUGCACCGCGUCAGGAUGCUUCGCCAUUUCGGCGUCACGCCCUACAUGGUCUUCGAUGGAGACUUCCUCCCCAGCAAGGCAGCUACCGAAGAUUCCCGCGCCAAGAAAAGGAAUGAGAAGAAAAAGGUCGCCAUGGAACUCCUCAAAGCCGGAAAGCCUUCCCAGGCCACCCAAGAAUUCCAAAAAUGCAUCGACAUCACCCCAGAAAUGGCUUCCGCCUUGAUCCAACACCUCAAGAAGCUCGACAUUCCCUACGUCGUAGCCCCAUACGAAGCCGACGCGCAACUCGUCUACCUGGAACGACAGGGCCUCAUCCACGGCAUCCUCUCCGACGACUCCGAUCUCCUUGUCUUUGGUGCGAAGAAACUGUUGACCAAGCUGGAUCAAUACGGCAACUGUAUCGAGAUCAGCCGCAAGGAUUUUUGUCGAUGUCGGGAGGUUUCGUUGACGGGAUGGUCUGACGCCGAGUUCCGAAGGAUGGCCAUUCUGAGUGGAUGCGACUACCUGGAUGGCCUCCCUGGUAUGGGAUUAAAGACAGCUUACCGAAUGCUCCGAAAGAGCAAGACUCCCGAGCGUGUGGUUCGCAUGGUUCAGUUCCAAGGCAAACGUGUCUCAGAAAACUAUCUAACCCAGUUCUAUCAAGCGGAGUUGACAUUCCUUCACCAAUGGGUCUUUUGCCCCACGAAGCAGGAAGUGGUGCAUCUGACCGACUUAGAUGGAACGCGAACUGCAGAUGAGAUGCCCUUCAUUGGGUCUUUCGUUGAGCCGGAAGUGGCUCAGGCUGUUGCAAGGGGAGAUGUCAACCCCAUCACAAAAACACCAAUCGUCUUGCCUUUGACACCAUCUAAGAGACGGCAUUCUCAAUCGGCGACCGGGGCUGUGGCUGUAGCCAAACCACCCGCAAAACCAAUUAGUUCCUUUUUCAAGGGCCAUCACCGGGUUCCCAUGGGCGAAAUGGAUCCCAACUGCUUCGAAGUCGAUCCUCAGAGAGUUACGCAAAUUACCGGAGGAGGACUAGUCCCUCGCGUGUUCCCAUUACCCCGACCAUACCUGGACGAAGCGGAUCGACCUACAUCUACUGGAGUAACGAGGCGUAUGAGUCCCAUCCGAACACGAACAUCACCCCGGCUCCAGCGUCGUCGAACAGAGCCGAUUUCCAACAUGUUGGCUCGCAUGUCGAGCAGCCCCGGUCUCUCAAGACGAACAUCGUCUAAUACCACAACCUCCAGCCUUCCUGCGGCCCCCUCGACAGAUCUCUCGAACAGGCCCCCAAAGAAAGCGCGCUUGUGUGAUGAUAACGAGACCGAAGUGAAGGAUGCUUCUCCCAAGAAGAGCAAGUUCUUCUCAAUGUCGAAGCCGCGGAGGAGCCCAAGAAAGGCAAAGAGCGAUGCAUACCUGCUGUCAGACGACUCACUAGAAGAGGCGUUGCGAGAUCUCCCCGACUUCGACGGUUGGAAACCAGCCCACAAGGCCAAGAAGUCUAUCUCCAUCUUCGACGACAACAGCCAAGAAACUGCCACGACUUCGGCCACCGCUGAGAGCCAGCAGUCAUUACUCAGGGAUGAAACUCCAAUGUCAUCGUUCGAGGCACCCAUGCCACCCCCUCGAUCAAAGGCGUCGAUGCCACCACCCUCCGUCACACCUCGAUCAAGUCUCAAUCGCUUCUCCUACUCCUCCAACUCUUCGGUAACCCCCGCCUCAGCCAUGUCAGAAGCGCCUUCUUCCGUCUUCAGCGACGUAUCCACAGCUUCGACCGCACCCUCCACGGUCGCCUCCCGCAUGACUCCUUUGCAACGCUUGGGAGCGCGAGCCAUGAACAAGCCCAGCUCGCCCAAACUUCCGAAGCCGCGCAAGAGCCUGAAUACCGACUUCCUCGCCGGCGUCCCCGUUAAUCCAGCCUUCGUCCCUCUCCCCAAGGUCGACCUCAACGAAGUCGAGGCAUUGAACCGAACUUGCGGCAGCGAGGACCAGAUCAUCCCCGAUAGUGACGGCGAGGACGAGGACUUCGACGCCCCGCCCAAGAAGCUCAACCUCUCCCGCUUCGCCUUCUCCUAGGCGCCCGACCUCAUCCCAUAUUCUCAUCUUCCAGACCGACUGGACGGUUUCAACUCGUGGAGGUCACUCCCCUGUAAUGACCCGGC